AUGGCCUGUCUGCCUUCCGCAGCAGCCCGGAUCGCCCGGGCCACCUCCGGGGGGAAGACCUCCAGGGACGCCGGCUCAGAACAGCUGCGUCCCAAGGCAGCGCCCGGCUUAACCGCCAAUUUCAAACUCCCGGGACAGCCGCGCCCGGAGCGUGCCCCUUCGCCUUUUCCUAUUGGUCGCGAGGUCACCGGCAGGAGCAACGUGAUUGGCUGGGCCGUUCACUUCCCCGUCCGCAGGGACUGGGGCGCGGGGGCGAGGUCUCCCCUGCACCCCCGCACCCCGGGCCGCUCCCCCGGAGCAGCCGGCCGGGCUGCGGCUCGGAUCCGGGAACUGCCGGGGCCGCGUGGCGCCUCGCACAACCUUCUCCUCUCCCUGCCCUUCCGCUCCUGUGGGAAGAUGUUGAAGUUCAAGUAUGGGGGUGGAGCCCGGAACCCCCCGGAUGCUGGUGCUGCUGAGCCCAUUGCCAGCCGGGCCUCCAGGCUGAACCUUCUCUUUCAGGGGAAACCACCCUUUCUGACUCAACAGCAGAUGUCUCCUCUUUCCCGGGAAGGGAUGUUAGAUGCCCUCUUUGUUCUCUUCGAAGAAUGCAGUCAGCCUGCUCUGAUGAAGAUCAAACACGUGAGCAACUUUGUCCGGAAGUAUGCCGACACCAUCGCUGAGCUCCAGCAGCUGCAGCCUGCAGCCAAGGACUUUGAGGUUCGAAGCCUCGUUGGCCGUGGUCACUUUGCUGAGGUGCAGGUGGUCAGAGAGCACACGACCGGGGACAUCUACGCCAUGAAGGUCAUGAAGAAGAAGGCCUUGCUGGCCCAGGAGCAGGUCUCAUUUUUUGAGGAGGAGAGGAACAUACUGUCUCGGAGCACCAGCCCUUGGAUCCCCCAGCUACACUAUGCCUUCCAAGACAAAGAUAACCUUUAUCUGGUCAUGGAAUAUCAGCCUGGUGGGGACUUGCUGUCACUGCUGAAUAGAUACGAGGAGCAAUUAGAUGAAAGUAUGAUUCAGUUUUACCUGGCUGAACUGAUUUUGGCUGUUCACAGUGUUCAUCAGAUGGGAUAUGUUCAUCGGGACGUCAAACCCGAGAACAUCCUCAUUGACCGGACAGGACACAUCAAGCUGGUGGAUUUCGGCUCUGCUGCUAAAAUGAAUUCAGAUAAAAUGGUGAACGCCAGACUCCCAAUUGGGACCCCGGACUACAUGGCCCCUGAGGUGCUGACCGUGUUGAACGGGGAUGGAAAAGGAGCCUAUGGCCUGGACUGCGACUGGUGGGCAGUGGGCGUGAUCACCUAUGAGAUGAUUUAUGGACGGUCUCCGUUCGCUGAGGGCACCUCAGCCCGAACCUUCAGUAACAUCAUGAACUUCCAGCGCGGCCGCCCGCCCGCCCGUGGGAGCGUAGUGGGGCUGCGGAAGCGGAGCCGCGUGCGGUGCCCCUGGCCGGGAGACGUGCCUGACCGAGCUCCUCCCCCCUUCGUUCCCACCCUCAAGUCUGAUGAUGACACCUCCAAUUUUGAUGAACCAGAGAAGAAUUCGUGGGCUCCAUCCUCUGCGUGCCAGCUGAGCCCCUCCGGCUUCUCGGGCGAAGGACUGCUGUUUGUGGGGUUUUCCUACAGCAAGGCGCUGGGGAUUCUUGCUAGAUCUGAGUCAGUUGUGUCGGGUCUGGACUCCCCUGCCAAGACUAGCUCCAUGGAAAAGAAACUCCUCAUCAAAAGCAAAGAGCUGCAAGACUCCCAGGACAAGUGCCACAAGAUGGAGCAGGAAAUGACCCGCUUACAUCGGAGAGUGUCAGAGGUGGAGGCUGUGCUUAGUCAGAAGGAGGUGGAGCUGAAGGCCUCUGAGACUCAGCGAUCCCUCCUGGAGCAGGACCUGGCCACCUACAUCACAGAAUGCAGUAGCUUAAAGCGAAGUUUGGAGCAGGCGCGGAUGGAGGUGUCCCAGGAGGAUGACAAAGCGCUGCAGCUUCUCCACGAUAUCAGAGAGCAGAGCCGGAAGCUCCAGGAAAUCAAAGAGCAGGAGUACCAGGCUCAGGUGGAAGAAAUGAGGUUGAUGAUGAAUCAGUUGGAGGAGGACCUCGUUUCUGCAAGGCGGCGGAGCGACCUCUACGAGUCUGAGCUCAGAGAGUCUCGGCUGGCAGCCGAAGAGUUCAAAAGGAAGGCUACGGAAUGCCAGCACAAACUGCUGAAGGCGAAGGAUCCAGGGAAGCCUGAAGUCGGGGAGUUUUCCAAACUGGAGAAGAUCAAUGCGGAGCAGCAGCUCAAAAUUCAGGAGCUCCAAGAGAAACUGGAAAAGGCUGUCAAAGCCAGCACGGAGGCCACUGAGCUGCUGCAGAACAUCCGCCAGGCCAAGGAGCGUGCCGAGCGUGAGCUGGAGCGGCUGCAGACCCGGGAGGACUCGUCGGAAGGCAUCAAAAAGAAGCUGGUGGAAGCGGAGGAACGCCGCCAUUCUCUGGAGAACAAGGUAAAGAGGCUAGAGACCAUGGAGCGUAGAGAAAACAGACUGAAGGAUGACAUCCAGACAAAAUCCCAACAGAUCCAGCAGAUGGCUGAUAAAAUUCUGGAGCUGGAGGAGAAGCAUCGGGAGGCCCAGGUCUCGGCCCAGCACCUCGAGGUGCACCUGAAGCAGAAAGAGCAGCACUAUGAGGAGAAAAUCAAAGUGCUAGACAAUCAGAUCAAGAAAGACCUGGCGGAUAAGGAGACCCUGGAGAACUUGAUGCAGAGACACGAGGAAGAGGCCCAUGAGAAAGGCAAAAUUCUCAGCGAGCAGAAGGCGAUGAUCAAUGCCAUGGACUCCAAGAUCAGGUCACUGGAGCAGAGGAUCGUGGAAUUGUCCGAAGCCAAUAAACUUGCAGCCAACAGCAGUCUUUUUACUCAGAGGAACAUGAAGGCUCAGGAGGAGAUGAUUUCCGAGCUCAGGCAACAGAAGUUCUACCUGGAGACCCAGGCGGGGAAACUGGAGGCCCAGAACCGGAAGCUGGAGGAGCAGCUGGAGAAGAUGAGCCACCAAGACCACACUGACAAGAGUCGGCUGCUGGAGCUGGAGACCAGGCUGCGGGAGGUCAGCCUCGAGCACGAGGAGCAGAAGCUGGAGCUGAAGCGGCAGCUCACUGAGCUGCAGCUCUCCUUGCAGGAGCGCGAGUCCCAGCUGACGGCCCUGCAGGCGGCCCGCGCAGCCCUGGAGAGCCAGCUGCGCCAGGCCAAGACGGAGCUGGAGGAGACCACGGCGGAAGCUGAGGAGGAGAUCCAGGCACUCACGGCACAUAGAGAUGAAAUCCAGCGCAAAUUCGAUGCCCUUCGUAACAGCUGCACUGUCAUCACAGACCUGGAGGAGCAGCUCAACCAGUUGACCGAGGACAAUGCCGAGCUCAACAACCAAAACUUCUACUUGUCCAAGCAACUGGAUGAGGCUUCGGGCGCCAGCGAUGAGCUUGUGCAGCUGCGGAGUGAGGUGGACCAUCUCCGCCGGGAGAUCUCAGAGCGGGAGAUGCAGCUCACCAGCCAGAAGCAAACGAUGGAGGCACUGAAGACCACCUGCACCAUGCUGGAGGAGCAGGUCAUGGACCUGGAGGCCCUCAACGAUGAGCUGCUGGAGAAGGAGCGCCAGUGGGAGGCUUGGAGGAGCGUCCUCGGCGACGAGAAGUCCCAGUUUGAGUGCCGCGUGCGGGAGCUGCAGCGGAUGCUAGACACUGAGAAGCAGAGCAGGGCGCGUGCCGACCAGCGGAUCACCGAGUCCCGCCAGGUCGUGGAGCUGGCAGUGAAGGAGCACAAGGCUGAGAUUCUCGCUCUGCAGCAGGCACUCAAGGAACAGAAGCUGAAAGCCGAGAGCCUCUCUGACAAGCUCAAUGACCUGGAGAAGAAACAUGCCAUGCUCGAGAUGAACGCCCGGAGUUUGCAGCAGAAACUGGAGACAGAACGCGAGCUCAAACAGAGACUGCUGGAGGAGCAAGCCAAAUUACAGCAGCAGAUGGACCUACAGAAGAACCACAUUUUCCGCCUGACGCAAGGGCUGCAGGAAGCUCUAGAUCGGGCCGAUCUCCUGAAGACCGAGAGGAGCGACCUGGAGUAUCAGCUUGAAAAUAUUCAGGUUCUCUACUCUCACGAAAAGGUGAAAAUGGAAGGCACCAUUUCCCAACAAACCAAACUCAUCGAUUUCUUGCAAGCCAAAAUGGACCAACCUGCCAAAAAGAAAAAGGUUCCUCUGCAGUACCAUGAGCUGAAGGCGGCGCUGGAGAAGGAGAAAGCUCGCUGCGCCGAGCUGGAGGAAGCCCUCCAGAAGACCCGCAUCGAGCUGCGCUCCGCGCGGGAGGAAGCUGCCCACCGGAAAGCCGUGGACCACCCGCACCCGUCGACGCCGGCCACCGCCAGGCAGCAGAUCGCCAUGUCCGCUAUCGUGCGGUCCCCCGAGCACCAGCCCAGUGCCAUGAGCCUGCUGGCCCCGCCCUCCAGCCGCAGGAAGGAGUCCUCCACCCCAGAGGAGUUCAGCCGGCGCCUGAAAGAGCGCAUGCACCACAAUAUCCCGCAUCGGUUCAACGUGGGACUGAACAUGCGCGCCACCAAGUGCGCCGUGUGCCUGGAUACGGUGCACUUCGGACGUCAGGCCUCCAAAUGCCUCGAGUGCCAGGUGAUGUGCCACCCCAAGUGCUCCACGUGCUUGCCGGCCACCUGUGGGCUGCCUGCCGAGUACGCCACGCACUUCACCGAGGCCUUCUGCCGCGACAAGAUGAACUCCCCGGGCCUCCAGAGCAAGGAGCCCGGCAGCAGCUUGCACCUGGAAGGGUGGAUGAAGGUGCCCAGGAAUAACAAACGAGGGCAGCAAGGCUGGGACCGGAAGUACAUCGUUCUGGAGGGAUCGAAAGUCCUCAUCUAUGACAAUGAGGCCAGAGAAGCUGGACAGAGGCCGGUGGAGGAAUUUGAGCUGUGCCUUCCCGACGGGGAUGUCUCCAUCCAUGGCGCCGUCGGUGCUUCUGAGCUCGCAAACACAGCCAAAGCAGAUGUCCCCUACAUUCUGAAGAUGGAGUCGCACCCGCACACCACCUGCUGGCCCGGGAGGUCCCUCUACCUGCUGGCACCCAGCUUCCCCGACAAGCAGCGCUGGGUCACCGCCUUAGAGUCCGUGGUCGCAGGUGGGAGAGUGUCCAGGGAAAAGGCAGAAGCCGACGCUAAACUUCUUGGAAACUCUCUGCUAAAACUGGAAGGCGACGACCGCCUGGACAUGAACUGCACGCUGCCCUUCAGUGACCAGGUGGUGCUGGUGGGCACCGAGGAAGGGCUGUAUGCACUGAACGUCUUGAAAAACGCCCUCACCCACGUCCCCGGCAUCGGAGCCGUCUUCCAGAUCUACAUCAUCAAGGACCUGGAGAAGCUGCUCAUGAUAGCAGGAGAAGAGCGGGCCCUGUGCCUCGUGGAUGUGAAGAAGGUGAAGCAGUCCCUGGCGCAGUCGCACCUGCCCGCCCAACCCGACGUCUCGCCCAACGUCUUCGAGGCUGUCAAGGGUUGCCACCUGUUUGGCGCCGGCAAGAUUGAGAAUGGGCUCUGCAUCUGCGCUGCCAUGCCCAGCAAAGUCGUCAUUCUCCGCUACAAUGAAAACCUCAGCAAGUACUGCAUUCGGAAAGAGAUUGAGACCUCGGAGCCCUGCAGCUGCAUCCACUUCACCAACUACAGCAUCCUCAUCGGGACCAACAAGUUCUAUGAGAUCGACAUGAAGCAGUACACGCUGGAAGAAUUCCUGGACAAGAAUGACCACUCCUUGGCAGCCGCUGUGUUCGCCUCGUCUUCCAACAGCUUCCCAGUCUCUAUCGUGCAGGUGAACAGCACAGGGCAGCGGGAAGAGUACCUGCUCUGCUUCCAUGAAUUUGGGGUAUUUGUGGAUUCUUACGGAAGACGCAGCCGCACCGAUGACCUCAAGUGGAGCCGCUUACCUUUGGCCUUUGCCUACCGAGAACCCUAUCUGUUUGUGACCCACUUCAACUCCCUGGAAGUCAUUGAGAUCCAGGCCCGCUCCUCUCUGGGGACCCCCGCCCGAGCGUAUCUGGAAAUCCCCAACCCACGCUACCUGGGCCCCGCGAUUUCCUCGGGCGCGAUUUACCUGGCGUCCUCGUACCAGGACAAACUGAGAAUCAUUUGCUGCAAAGGCAACCUCGUGAAGGAGUCGGGCACUGACCACCACCGGGGCCCCUCCACCUCCCGCAGCCCCAACAAGCGAGGCCCGCCCACCUACAAUGAGCACAUCACCAAGCGAGUGGCCUCCAGCCCAGCGCCCCCCGAAGGCCCCGGCCACCCGCGAGAGCCAAGCACACCCCACCGCUACCGUGAGGGGCGAACAGAGCUGCGCAGGGACAAGUCCCCCGGCCGGCCUCUGGAGCGCGAGAAGUCCCCAGGCCGGGUGCUGAGCACGCGGAGGGAGCGCUCCCCCGGGAGGCUCUUCGAGGACAGCAGCAGGGGCCGGCUGCCCGUGGGGGCCGUGAGGACCCCACUGUCCCAGGUCAACAAGGUCUGGGACCAGUCUUCUGUCUAACCCUUAGCCAGAAACCAACUCCUCAUCUCCGUCUGCAGGAAAACACUGAACCCACUCUGGAACUCAGCUGAAGGGGAGCCCAGCGCCCGCCUGCUCAGCUGCCCCAGGGCAUGGCUGGACCCAGAGCCAGC
This is a messenger RNA of Sorex fumeus (smoky shrew), 6632 nucleotides long. It is a transcript of the gene CIT, whose product is annotated as citron rho-interacting serine/threonine kinase. The transcript has 49 exons. Gene Ontology annotation, cellular component: cytoskeleton; cytoplasm. The record is from RefSeq and is a predicted model, not a curated record. Gene Ontology annotation, molecular function: ATP binding; protein serine/threonine kinase activity. Gene Ontology annotation, biological process: peptidyl-threonine phosphorylation; actomyosin structure organization. Lineage: Eukaryota; Metazoa; Chordata; Mammalia; Eulipotyphla; Soricidae. The coding region runs from base 1 to 6501 and encodes 2166 amino acids.